AUGGCUGCUUGGCCCGAGUUGGAAAAUGCCCAGCCUACCUCGGAGAAAUACACUGUAAAGCCCGAUGGUGAGCAGUCUGCCAAGCCUGAGAAAGGCAAGGAGACUGAAAAAGAUGACACCGGUGCCCCUAUCACCAAGAUAGAACUUGUGCCGUCUCAUUCCACUGCGGCACUGAUCGAGGAGCCCACCGAGGUGGAAGACCCCUGGGACCUGCCCGAGCUUCAGGACACGGGGAUCAAGUGGUCAGAGAGAGACACCAAAGGGAAGAUUCUCUGUGUCUUCCAAGGGAUUGGGAAAUUUAUUUUACUUCUGGUGUUUCUCUACUUCUUCGUGUGCUCCUUGGAUGUCCUGAGCAGCGCCUUCCAGCUGGCUGGAGGAAAGGUAGCUGGGAAAUUCUUCAACAACAACUCCAUCAUGUCCAACCCCUUGGCGGGGAUGGUGAUUGGGGUGCUGGUGACGGUCCUGGUGCAGAGUUCCAGCACCUCCACGUCCAUCGUCGUCAGCAUGGUGGCCUCCUCAUUGCUGCCCGUGCGUGCUGCCAUCCCCAUUGUUAUGGGGGCCAACAUUGGGACUUCAAUUACCAACACCCUCGUGGCGCUCAUGCAGGCAGGAGACCGGAAAGAGUUCAGAAGGGCCUUUGCGGGGGCCACCGUCCAUGACUUCUUCAACUGGCUCUCCGUGCUGGUGCUCCUGCCUCUGGAGGCCGCCACCGGUUACCUGGAGCGCCUGACCAACUUUGUAGUGGAGAGCUUCCACUUCAAGAAUGGAGAGGAAGCCCCAGAACUUCUGAAAGUUAUCACAGAUCCCUUCACAAAGCUCAUUAUCCAGCUGGAUAAAAGUAUUUUCAACCAAAUUGCAAUGAAUGAUGAGUCGGUCCAAAACAAAAGUUUGAUCAAGAUUUGGUGCAAAACUUUUACCAAUGUGACUGAGAGAAAUGUCACCGUCCCCUCGCCUGAGAACUGCACCUCCCCUUCCCUCUGUUGGACGGAUGGUUUGCACACCUGGACCGUCAGGAACGUGACCUACAAGGAGAACAUUGCCAAGUGCCAGCACAUCUUUGUGAAUUUGAACCUCUCAGAUGCUAUUGUCGGUACCAUCCUGCUGGUAACCUCCCUGCUGAUCCUCUGUACCUGCCUGAUCCUAAUCGUCAAGCUCUUGGGCUCUGUGCUCAGGGGGCAGGUGGCUACUGUCAUCAAGACAAUCAACACUGAUUUCCCUUACCCCUUUGGCUGGGUGACUGGCUACCUGGCCAUCCUUGUGGGGGCAGGCAUGACCUUCAUCGUUCAGAGCAGUUCUGUGUUCACGUCUGCUAUGACCCCACUGAUCGGCAUCGGUGUGAUAUCCGUUGAAAGAGCAUAUCCACUAACGCUAGGUGCCAACAUCGGCACCACCACCACCGCCAUCUUGGCCGCCUUAGCCAGCCCGGGCAAUACUUUGAAGAGCUCACUCCAGAUUGCCCUGUGCCACUUUUUCUUCAACAUCUCAGGCAUCAUUCUGUGGUACCCAAUCCCGUUCACUCGCCUGCCCAUCUAUUUGGCCAAAGGGCUGGGCAACACCUCAGCUAAGUACCGCUGGUUCGCCAUCGUCUACUUGGUGUUCUUCUUCUUCCUGAUCCCUCUGGCGGUGUUUGGCCUCUCCCUGAUUGGCUGGCCAGUGCUGGUGGGCGUGGCUUCGCCCUUUGUCCUUGUGAUCUUACUGGUGGUGGUCCUCAAGAUCCUGCAGUCCUUCUGCCCCGGCGCCUUGCCCCAGAAGCUCCGAAGCUGGGCCUUCCUGCCCGUGUGGCUGCGCUCCCUGGAGCCCUGGGACAAGCUCAUCACCUCCCUCACCAGCUGCUUCCAGACGUGGUGCUGCUGCUGCUGCCGCGCCUGCUGUGGGCUGUGUGGCUGCUCCAAGUGCUGCCGUUGCAGCAAGUGCUGCGAAGACCUGGAGGAGGUGAAGGACGAGCCCGUCAAGGCCCCUGAGGCCUUCGAUAACUUGGCCAUGGACAAAGAGGCCUGGGAUGGGGUCACCAAGUCUGAGGUGGAUGCCUCAGGCACCAAAACCAUUCCCAGCGUCACAGCCUUGUAGGUAGGGGCUGCCCGGAGGUGGGAGGAGGGCUGCCCAUAGUCCACACGCUCUCCCUCCUGGUUCUUCCUCCAUUUCAGGGGAAUUCCUUCCCCACUGAGAAAUGACUUCCAUCCCAGCUCUCAUUCCCUUGGCCCAGUGUAUCAAGCCCACACAGUAGUUCCAUCCCAGCCCCACGCUCCCUGGGCCUUCGAGGCCCGGGAAGGGGCAAAACAACACUGAAAGAGAACUAGUGAAACCUGGCCAGACAGAUGAUCCCAAUUUCCCCAGCACACAGCUGGGUUGGUCAAUAGGUCUUUUUUUCCCCCUGACCAUCCUCUUCCAAAGGAAAAGCCCCAAGGGAGGAAUUUAAGGCAGGUUCUCAGAGGUGCGUAUUCAGUACACCUUUCUUUAUUAUGAUCCAGCUCAGGCUUCUCUCUUUUACCAAAGACUGGCUUCAACCAAGAGCAGCUGCUCCCUUACAGUCCAAGAGCAGCCCAAUCCAGGGGAAAUGGUGCAAUUGUCUGGUAUUUGGAGAAUAUAUCGUUGUGGCCUUUUCCCCUUCUCAGGGCUCCUCACAUCCCCUGGCAGGGUUUUCAUAAGAGCAGUCCUGGCCCUGAGCUGGCAGGUGGAGGAUGAGUGCUGGGAAUUUGUGGGGAUUUGAGGAACAUUUGAGGGAGAUGGUUCAUCUCUGCCACAAGAGCCUUGGGUGCUUCUUAACCCAGCUAAUUUAAAAACCAAAUCGGUGUAUGUUCUGGCUAAAGCCUAGUGCUGACAAAAAUCACCCCUGCUGAGUCUUCUGGAGUAAGAUAUGCCAGUUCUGAGUCCCCUCCACUCCGUCCCCUGAAGCAUAAAGCACCUGAGCGUAGGACAGCUCUACACCUCUCUCUGCCCCCUGCUCCUUGUACAAAAUGACUCUCUGGGUCAGCUUUCAGUGGUCAGCUUCCAUCCAUACUUCCACCCACCCAUCCAUCCCUCAAAGCCAGAACCUCUUUCCAGACAUUCUCCCAUAGUCCCAUCCAUAAAUGAACUUUGGUUCAUCUGCCCCCUCUCCACGUCUGCAAAGCUCCAAAUUUUUCAUUGAGGGUAGAAACCAGGGCAUGGCUGGACUGCCCACAGAACCGUGAUCAUCAAGUGGCAGUGGGGUGCGUGCAUGUCUGUCGAUCCAAGAAGUGUGCUCCUUCUUGGCCCAGAUGCCUUCUCUGUGCCUUUGAGAGCGCCCGUUGUAUUAUUAUUUACACCUCCUCUUGUCAUUGCUUCUUACCCUCAACAAACCUAGUUCUCCCUGGAAAGUGAGUGAGCUUCAAUCGAGCCUGGGAAAUGGGAUCAAUGCAGCCGUGCUCCCAGACCCUGUCUGUCCCUAUCCUAGCUUCUCAAUCACUUUAGCAGGUUGGGAUGCCGAACUGAGCCUUCCCUGACCUUCCCUGUGUAGAUACUGAGUCCAAAACAGAGCCAUUUAUACUCCUGCAACUGUACAGCAUUUUUCAUAAGUUAUAUAGUAAGUAGUACUGUGAUUUGUGUUAUGUAGCGCUCUCAUUUGGAAACCAGGCCAGGUUCUACUAAGAAAGAUCACCUUUGUAUAUUUUGUAAUACUGCCUUUUAAACGUGCUUCUGCAGCCACACCCACACCACACACCUCUCCAUAAAUGUAAAUAUGUAAGUUAGACCUGGGCCGGGCUGUGGUCCUCUGUACUCUGAUUUUUAAAAAUUGGAUCCUUGUACCUGCGUUGAUUGUAUCUCUCUCUCUUUUUUUUUUUUUUUUUUUUUUUGUUGUGGGACGUGAGAGAAAUAAAAAAGAUAUUCAA
Molecule: messenger RNA, 3848 nt
Organism: Odocoileus virginianus texanus
Lineage: Eukaryota; Metazoa; Chordata; Mammalia; Artiodactyla; Cervidae
Source: RefSeq, a predicted model, not a curated record